CUUACUACUAGUGAGCUCAUGAUCGUCUCAUAAUUGUGUAUUUCUCCUUUGCUGUUUGAUGAGUUUCUUUCCGAUCUUCCAGCGCAAACCUCAAACUGCAAUCAUGGCUCCCAACGUCACCAUUCGCAAUGUCAGCAACAAUCCCCUGACUCUAGUGUUGGUCGAGCAUUUCGACCCUGCUCCAGAUGAGGGGUUUCAGAUGCAAAACGUGACAAUGUCGCUGGCCUCGGUGACCAACAGCAUUGGCCUGACGAACAGCACCACAAGGAAAGAAGUGCCAAAGAUCGAUGCUGAUGCCAAACCCUUUGCAACAAGAGACGUCUCGAUCAAAAUACCACCAUUCACCGUCGUGCCCACCGAUAUCAAGGCUGUCAUCAACAAGCCCAAUGAACGACUCAGGCUAACGUUCCAGACUGAUCUCGGAGGCAAGCAUCAGAUGUACUGUCCGGUGCCGACGAAAGAAACUGCAUCCUUGGUCGCGUUGGCGCCGAACCCCAAAAUGCGCUUUACUGGCAUUUAUCUCCCUGACUCGUCCUACGUCGCACUGUUCAACACGUCGAACUUGGAGGCGUGGAUGAAGGAACUGCCAGACGAGACACCUCUAGGUGCGUUGUCGAUCCCAGGCACGCACAACUCUCCGACACACCACAAUGCACCACCCUCGGUGCGAUGCCAGGCUGUCUCGCCUAAAGAACAGUUGGAAAAUGGUGUUCGUUUCUUCGACAUCCGCGUCCAAGUACCAGAGCCGUACGAUCCGAACUCAGACAAGCUGCAUCUCGUCCAUGCUGCAUUUCCAAUAGCUUUGUCGGGGACCAAGUAUUUCCGAGACCUCUACAACACCAUCUUGCAGUUCUUGAAGGAUCAUCCUAGUGAGACACUGAUCCUCUCGCUGAAACGCGAGGGCACCGGCAAAGGAACCGACGAGCAAUUGUCACGCAUCCUCAAGAAUCACUACACCAAUUUACGUGAGUGGUUCACCGAACCCCGUGUCCCUUCAUUGGGCGAGGUUCGAGGACGCAUCGUCCUCCUGCGUCGGUUCGUGCUGGAAGAACCACUCCGCAAGGAAUGGGAUGGACGCGGUUGGGGCAUUGACGCCCAAAUCUGGGCGGACAACACACCCAACGCCAUGUGUCCAUCCGGUGACGUUUGCGUCCAGGACUUCUACGAGGUCCUCGAGAAACCAACGAUCGAGAAGAAGAUCCAGUACGCGAGGGACCAUCUCGAGCGUAGUGGCUGUUGUAAGUUCGAACGUGGAAAUGUCCAGGCUCAGGGAGACAAGAAAAAUCCUCUCUACGUGAACUUUUUGAGCGCAAGUAACUUUUGGAAAGUCGGGACUUGGCCAGAGAAGAUCGCGGCUGAGGUCAAUCCUGCGGUCACUGCACAUCUGUGCCAGAACCACAUGUUGGAAGAUCAAGGCCGUGUCAAAGAUGGAGAUUGGUCCACUGGCAUUGUAGUAACGGAUUGGGUUGGUCAGGGUGGCGAUUGGGAUAUUGCGCGAGCCAUCGUUGGAAUGAACUCGAAGUUGGUUCGUUAGAUAUUAUAACUUUGGUGGUAUAAGGAAGAAUCUAUGUUUUUCAUGUCUUUAGACGUC
This is a messenger RNA of Exophiala oligosperma, 1591 nucleotides long. RefSeq lists its product as uncharacterized. Gene Ontology annotation, biological process: lipid metabolic process. Lineage: Eukaryota; Fungi; Ascomycota; Eurotiomycetes; Chaetothyriales; Herpotrichiellaceae. The transcript has a single exon. The record is from RefSeq and is a predicted model, not a curated record. Gene Ontology annotation, molecular function: phosphoric diester hydrolase activity. Bases 59 to 1534 code for a protein of 491 amino acids.